AUGAGUAUCCAUAGUACUCGUAGAGUUACAAUAAGUGUAGUCAUUUUGUUUGUUUUAUUGGGAUUGGUAAUUGGUACUUAUGCCUCUAGAGCUCUCCUUGAUAAUGAUGGUCUAAAUAGUGGUGCAGCAGCUGCAUAUGGAAGUGGAAUAAAUGGUGCAACACAAUAUGGAGUUGGUGGUGGUAUUGGAGGAGCUGGCGCAACCGGAGGCGAAUAUGGCGGGGGUGGUAUGGGAGGAGGAGAAGGAGAAGCUGGUGGUAGCGGUGGCAGCAGUAGCGGCGGCAGCAGUAUCGGGUUUGCUGCUAAAGAGGAAUAUGCAACUAAUAACAGAGGUGGUGGCCUUCAGUAG
Messenger RNA from Cannabis sativa, 348 nucleotides. Its product is annotated as glycine-rich cell wall structural protein 2-like. Bases 1 to 348 code for a protein of 115 amino acids. The record is from RefSeq and is a predicted model, not a curated record. NCBI's taxonomy places the organism in Eukaryota, Viridiplantae, Streptophyta, Magnoliopsida, Rosales, Cannabaceae. The transcript has a single exon.